Messenger RNA from Nematocida minor, 465 nucleotides. RefSeq lists its product as uncharacterized. NCBI's taxonomy places the organism in Eukaryota, Fungi, Microsporidia. The transcript has a single exon. The coding region runs from base 1 to 465 and encodes 154 amino acids. The record is from RefSeq and is a predicted model, not a curated record.
AUGAUAAGCAAUAAUAAAGAACAAGAAGAGUACGUAGAAAUGAUAUUCAACCCACGAAACGUGGCAUUAAAUACACCAUCCACUUCAGAUCGAAAAAAAGAAACUGUUGUGAAUGCCAAUGAGAUAAGACCUCUUAUAAGCCCAGAUCCCAAACAGAUGCUGAGCGACAUAAACAGUAUAGAAGUGGACCCAGUGCAGCCAUGUGAGGAUAAAAAGUUAAAAAAUAAAACCAGUGCUCGUCUCAGCGAAAUAGAUGAAAUACUAAAUAUAAACAUAUACAACUCAACCACCACUGAAAAAAAUGGACCCUCGUGUUUUCGAAUAUACUACAGAGAGAUAAUAUGCUAUAUAUGCUAUACUGUGGCGGUGAUUGUAUCGCUCAUCUUAAUCCUUUCGAUUGUCUUCCUGCACCACUGCAUGCAUACAAUGCACGACUCAAAAGGGGUUUCCAACAGCAAACUAUAA